Molecule: messenger RNA, 717 nt
Organism: Recurvomyces mirabilis
Lineage: Eukaryota; Fungi; Ascomycota; Dothideomycetes; Mycosphaerellales; Teratosphaeriaceae
Exons: 1
Coding region: 1-717 (238 amino acids)
Source: RefSeq, a predicted model, not a curated record
AUGGUCCUCACAGUCCAUCAUCUGGGAAUCUCCCAAUCAAAAAGGAUACUCUGGCUACUGGAGGAGCUCGGCAUCCAAUAUGAGCUCGUCAAACAUGUCCGAGCACCCGCCCUGGCGCCUCAGAGCCUGAUGAACGUCCCUGGCAAUGCUACUGGCAAAGCACCUUUCGUGGCGGAUUCCGACACUGGCGUGACCUUGAGCGAAUCCGGAGCGAUAUGCGAAUACAUUAUCCAUCGAUAUGGGAGUGGUAAAUUCGCUAUACCACCGACGGCUGAUGCAAAGACCUAUGCGGCAUAUUUGUACUGGUUGCACUUCUCCAAUGGGACAUUGCAAGCUGCUAUGGUCAACUCGAUGUUUACCCGUCCGAUGGCGGAUACACAUUUCGCCAAGAGUGCGAACAAACGCCUUGAAGACGCAGUGCAGGUGAUGGACGACAGGCUGGCAGAGACCAAAUGGUUGGCCGGCUCAGAGUUCACAGCGGCAGAUGUUAUGUCUGUCUACCCUGUGACGACGCAGCGAUACUUUGGACCUCAAAUGGACUUCACACCCUACAAGAAUGUCCUACGAUGGCUAAAGGACUGUGGUGCGAGACCGGCGUACCAGAAGGCGAUGGAGAAGGGUGAUCCUGAGAUGAGAUUGCUGCUUGGUGGUGAGGCGCCUAGUGAGAGCAUUCUGGUGUCAGGAGGUGUGAACUCGAAGGGCUGGAGGAAGGCUUGA